This is a messenger RNA of Fusarium keratoplasticum, 1287 nucleotides long. RefSeq lists its product as uncharacterized. Bases 1 to 1287 code for a protein of 428 amino acids. The transcript is spliced from 2 exons. Lineage: Eukaryota; Fungi; Ascomycota; Sordariomycetes; Hypocreales; Nectriaceae. The record is from RefSeq and is a predicted model, not a curated record.
AUGUCGCCCCCGAGACGGCCGUCCAAUAACGGGACCGAAACCGAAACCGAGCCCUUUCCAACCAUCGACGAGACGUCGCCACGCUCAGACAACACAGAUCCUCCGUCGCCUGUAGAGAAUCGACCAGCUGCCUCUUCAUCCUUAAGCGGACGCCUUCGUCGCGUCUCCCAGAGCUUCGAAGUAUCAGGCCCUCCUGAGGGUUUCAUGGCCGCGACGGGAACCAUCGCAUCUUCAAUCUUCACUCGUCAGGCCGCGCCACGCAGAACCUCGGAGGCAUCCAUACCAAUGCAAUCGGGUCCCGCCGCCGGUCCAUCGAGACAAAGCACAUUUCCCGUCGUCAACGAAGAGGCGACCUCUGAGGAAAAGGCUAGCACCAGUGCUGCAUCCACGAAGAGAGAUGGGGAACCCGACGCUGCUGCGCCGUUCCCCAACGGCUACCAUUUCCCUCCCAAGCAUACAUUUGCUCAGUCAACGAAGACCGGGUUGAUCGCCUUUUGGAAUUACUUCCUUACGCCUCUGGGCUUCUGUGUUACUAUCUAUGGCUUGAACGUUGUGGCUUGGGGAGGCAUGCUCUUCCUUCUCCUCUGCAACGCCGCCCCUGCUAUGUGCCACCCAACUUGCAACGACAUCAACUCACCCAGACGAAAAUGGAUUGAAUGGGAUUCGCAGAUUCUCAAUGCCCUCUUCUGCGUUACCGGUUUUGGGCUCGCUCCCUGGCGGUUUCGCGAUCUCUACUUCCUCCUUCAAUACCGAGUAAAGAACGAUACGAUUGCGCUCCGCCGUCUGGGUGGUAUUCACCGAGGAUGGUUCCGGCUUCCAGGCUCUGAGGAUGUUGACGUUAACAUCGGACCAAAGAAUGUCUCUAGCUCCCCCGAAUUAUGUUCAUCUAUCUCUGUCCCCUUUCCCGAGGAUAAGAUACCAGACGCUCCCCUCACCGGUCGACGAGCCCCCGCUACGCCAGUUUGGAAGAUGGAUGCCGUCGUUUGGCUGAUGGUUUGGAAUACCUUCCUCCAGUGUGUCUUGGCCGGCUUCAUGUGGGGCUUGAACCGAUAUGACCGUCCCAGCUGGUCCACUGGUCUUUUUGUGGCACUCGCAUGCAUCGUCGCCGCUAUUGGAGGAAUCAUGAUGUUUAUUGAAGGAAAGAAGGUCAAGGGCAUCGAGGGAAUCCCCAUCAGCGAGCAAGACAUGCAGCAACUGCAGGAGGAUCGCGAAAGGGGCGUUUGGCACUUCAACAACAUCAAGGACAAGGACUUGGCGGAGAAGGAAAAGAAGGCGGCCAAAAAGUGA